This is a messenger RNA of Penicillium roqueforti, 2391 nucleotides long. Its product is annotated as putative G-patch domain protein. The coding region runs from base 1 to 2391 and encodes 796 amino acids. The record is from RefSeq and is a predicted model, not a curated record. Gene Ontology annotation, molecular function: RNA binding. Gene Ontology annotation, biological process: mRNA splicing, via spliceosome. The transcript has 7 exons. Gene Ontology annotation, cellular component: nucleus. NCBI's taxonomy places the organism in Eukaryota, Fungi, Ascomycota, Eurotiomycetes, Eurotiales, Aspergillaceae.
AUGGCGCCUCCGUACCGGAAUGACAGGUUUUCUUCUGGCUCAUCUAACCGACCGUUCCCUUCGCGAAAUGAUCGCGAUGGCCGCAUGUAUGAUGAUCGAUCCCGGUCUCGCUCGCCUGGUGGUGCACGCUCCCCUCCUCGAAGACUAGCGGCCGACAGCAGACUCGAGUACCCCAGAGACCGAGAAUCUGGACAAGGCUACCGAGGCCAUGAUCGAGAUGAUAAUCGCCGUCGAACCUCGCGCUCUUCUCCUCAUAGGGGCAGAAACGCGUACAAAGACCGCGAUCGAGAGGGUUAUCGAAGCGCGAGCGGCAAUCGAAGCCGAAGUCGCAGCCCUCGUCGAGGUCAGCCGAAUAUGGGACAGGUGAGCCGAGAAGUGAUGAUGGAUGGACUUCCGGUGGACAUGACCGAAGAAGAUAUCGCGACUGAACUCAGCAAUGCCUAUCAUACUGACGGCCUGGAAGAUAUUCGAGUUAUUCGUGACCGACAAACGAAGUUGUCGCGGCAACUAGGGUUCCUGCGAUUUUCCACGAUUGACGCAUCACGCGAAUUUGUCGAACGCAAUCAUCCUUCCAUCUUUUUCUACGGUCCCACAAACGACCGUAGUACUCAAGUUCGCAUAGCUUACAGCCGUGAGAGAGAAGACCGAGCUCGCGCAAAAGGUGCGAGUGACUGGAACUGCAGAAAGUGUCUCGUUCUCAACUUUUCCACACGUCCACACUGUUUCAAGUGCGGUAACCCACGACCCGAUAUGGAUAACGGUCCCCCAGGAGUUCCGAUUCCUAAGAUAGCUAAUGAUGGUGACAAUGAUGUCGCUCCUGAGAGCCAGCCUUCCCAAUUCUUGCUGAUCCGUGGUCUGGAGGCGUCUGUCACAGAGGAGCUUCUUGCCAAAGGAGUUUCUAAACUCUAUCGGCCGGCUGUCAACAAUGACAGCGCCACUGACAAUCAAAAGAAGGGAUCGAAGAUAGCAUCGACCACUGGUGACAGCAACUUGGGAGCUCGCGAAGGCUCUCUCCGCCGCGUGCUCCUUGUACGUGAUCGCAGAACCAAUGAAAGCUGGCGUUACGGAUUCGCAGAAUUCGCGGGAAUCAAUGAUGCACAAGCUGCCAUGACGAGACUCAAGUCUUUCGAAAAGUUUACCAUCUCCUCAAAGCCGGUGUUGGUCACCUACAUUCACGGUGGAGUUUUUGUUCCAGUCAUGAACGCCUCAUCCAGUGCUAGUCACUUCACAUUCAGCCCAUCUAACAACCCAUCGCUGAAGUUGAUGUACUGGGAUGAUGCAGCAUACGUGAAGGAACUCGUGCUGUCAACAGAGGAAGACGAUCCUGUAGCCAACAAGACAACUUCCAACCAUGGAGACGUCCAAGCCAAGGGCACGAAGGACGAUAAAGGCAAAAAGAGAAAAGCCGAUGGCCCGCCUAUUUCGAACCCCAAGAAGCUUGCAAUGCCAUCCCAGCUCCAAUUCUGGAGUGACCGCCACGCUGAGCUACAUGGGAUUAACAGAAAUGAUGCCGGAAACCCCGCAGAGGGCUCGACCUCCGCAACUCUGGCGACUGACUCGGCCGCUCCACCAGCUCCAUCAUUCGCAGACUACAACCAGAACCGCUGCCUCCUGUGCAUGCAGCAGCUUGUGGAUGCGGGUCAUCUCAGAUACCACGAGCGCACUAGUGAUAUCCACAGCGAAAACCUAAAGGAUGUCAAAUUGAGGGAACUCGGCGUAUGCUGGUUGAUGAUCUAUGGUAUCGUGCCGUUGCCUACUCCGAACUAUCAAGACAGCAAAGACGAAUAUCGUGACGGACUUGAACAAGAAUACUCCAUCCCUCCAUCCGCUCGAUCCUUUGCAGACCUGAAUCGGAACUGGUGCCUGUUGUGCUUCAGCAAGUUUGAUACUCCGGCAGAGGUCCUCGUGCAUGACCGCGUCAGUGAAUACCACCGAAAGGAAUUGAAAGAUGAAGAGGCGGUGAAGUGGGGCUUGAACAAGCUUAAAGAGGCGGAUAUCGCGCAGGAUAUCGCGCCGGCGGCUCCAGAAUAUAGAGACCGCGCAAAGGAGCGUCGGAAGGCGUUCGGACGUAACGAUGCCAAUGCCCGCCCGAGACCCUCUGAACCAGAGGAAGAGGACGAGACACCCGUUCAGACAUCCUCGAUCGGCGCCUCUCUUCUCAGCAAGAUGGGUUGGUCGGAAGGAUCUGGCCUUGGUGCUCAAGGAACUGGUGUGACUGCGCCAAUUGCUACAGAAAUCUAUGCCCAGGGCGUCGGACUGGGUGCGCAAGGAGGUCGACUGGGCGAUGCAACCGAGGAAGCUGGUCGGAACACUCGGGGACGGUACGAUGAAUUCCUGGAGAAGACCAAGAACGCCGCACGCCAGCGCUACGAGGAGAUGGACCGAUCUUGA